AUGGAUACUGAGGAACAGCCAUUAGUUAGUGCAGGAAAUGUAGAAACGGGUGCAUUAAGCAGUACAAGUACUCUCUUUGAGGAUAUACCAUGCGAAAAUGUGGGGGCAGGGACACAGGAAGUGAUGCCGCCGCCCACCAGUGCUCAAGGAGAGGUAGAUAAAGAAAUUACACCACCUCCAGAAAAGCAGGAACCAGAGAGUGGUAAUCUGCCUGGUGGAUAUUCACUUCAGGCGAUAUUAGAGCGCGUGCUGCAUUACCAGGCAAAAUUUGCACAACAACAAGCUGAAAAAGACGAAAAAAUUGAGAUCUUUCUUGCACAGCAGGCUGAGCGAGAUCGCCAGCAGGCUGAGCGAGAUCGCCAGCAAGCUGAGCGAGAUCGCCAGUUAGCAGAAAAUUUACUUGCCCAGCAAGCUGAGCGAGAUCGCCAAUUAACAGAAAAUUUACUUGCCCAGCAGGCUGAGAGGGAUCGCCAGCAAGCGGAGCGAGAUCGCCAGCAAGCUGAGCGGGACCAGCAACUUGUGCAAUCGUUAGAACAUAUGAAAAAAGAGAUUGCCUGUAUGAAACAGAAUUAUGAGUCGAUACCUAAGGCCGUGCAGGAGUUGACUGAACAGGUCAACAACCUGCAAGUAGCAAACACUAACAUGGUAGAUGAAAUAGGUGUCUUAGCCAACCGAUUAGAAAAGCUGGAAGUAGAUUCCACACAGCUUGUAGAGCAGAAGUGGAACGAACAAGCAACUAAAAUUGAAACUGAAUUCAACUCAUGGCUAGAAGUGAAGGAGAGUUGCGAGAGGCAGCUGGAAGCGAACGGCGACAGUGAGCUGGUCGGCUCCAGCGUAUUGAAUAGCUGCCGCCUGCGUGGUUUCAACGCCCGCCGGCCUCUGCGCCAUCAGGGUCUCGGCAUCUGGGUCUCUGGCACGCGCUGCCUCUUCCCACAACGAGACGUAGCCAAGGGCCGUAGCGUGCUGUCGGGUGUUGCGUGA
Messenger RNA from Schistocerca piceifrons (Central American locust), 981 nucleotides. RefSeq lists its product as uncharacterized. The record is from RefSeq and is a predicted model, not a curated record. The transcript has 2 exons. Lineage: Eukaryota; Metazoa; Arthropoda; Insecta; Orthoptera; Acrididae. Bases 1 to 981 code for a protein of 326 amino acids.